Adineta steineri is the source of this 1410-nucleotide messenger RNA. The record is from the annotation of a GenBank genome assembly. Lineage: Eukaryota; Metazoa; Rotifera; Eurotatoria; Adinetida; Adinetidae.
AUGAAAAAAUAUUAUUUUGCUCUUUUUCUUGAACCACUACCAUGUUUACCACAACGAUUUUUCUUAGGAAAUAUAUUACAUCUCAAAAAUGAAUCCUUAUUCUCAACGUUGGCUACUUGUCAAAAACGUUUUGGUGAUACAUAUGCUUCAUAUUUUGGUCCAUCACGAUUUGUUUGUAUUAAUAAUGUUGAACAUGUUCAAGAAAUCUUCACGAAACGUCAUAUUUAUGAUCGAGAUUCAUUCAUACGCAGUAAUAUUGAUGUAGUUUUACCCAAAUGUCUUCGUACUUUACUCGGAGAUGAAUGGCAUUUACGAAAACGAAUAGUUGUUGAACCUUUUCGUCAGACAGAACUGCCAAGAUAUCUUUCAAACCUAGUACAUUUAUGGGAUUUGAUUAUUGAAAAUUGGUGCAUUGAAAAAUAUGUUACCGAUGAUUCUAAUAAAAUAUCAUCCACAACUAAUGGGUAUAUGCUUGAACUUUUAAUGGAAAUCUUUAUGGGUGAUUCAACCAUACCAGAAGUCUCAUUUGCUGAUUUUUGUGACGCUUUUUUAAGGUUUAAUGGUUAUGUUGACUUUAUGUUUACAACAUUUUUUCUUCCAACUAUAGUAAAAAAAUGGCGUGUGAAAAUGACGAAAGACUAUCGUGAAAGCGAGGCUCUUCUUCAUUCAUACGUAAAAAAAUUAAGUGAUAAUGCUGUUAUAACAGAAAAAAAUCUAAUAAAUUCUUUUCUGGAAGCACACAAAAAGGAACAUAUGUCAGAAAAUGAUAUUUUCUCUGAUAUUAUCGAUAUAUUAACAACAGCUUACACGACUACGAAAGGAAGCUCCGCAUCUAUUAUUUAUUAUUUAUCAACCAACCCACAUAUACAAACAAAGAUUAAAGAAGAAUUAACUACCAUUGGAAUUAAUCGUGACACAACAUUAACGAUUGAGUUGGUCAAUCGUUUAACUUAUAUCGAAUGUGUAUGUCAAGAAGUUAUAAGACAUUCUACUGAAAUAACACCAUUUGUUGCACGAACAGCAUUGCAAGAUGAUAUUAUUGGUAAUGAUCAUAAUCGUAUUAAUAUUCGAAAGGAUGAUCUACUUAUUAUUUGCACAUAUAAUAUUCAUCAUGAUCCAAAACAUUGGAAAUUGGAUCCUUAUCAGUUUUUACCAGAACGAUUUCUUGACGAAGAUCCAGAUCGUCAUCGAUAUGCUUUUCUACCAUUUGGUGGUGGUCAUCGUGCAUGUAUAGCACAACAAUUAGCUAUGUUAGAAAUGAAAGUGUUUAUUAUACGUCUGAUGUUAUUAGUUACUGUUCAUCGAAGUAAAGAUAUUCCAACAUCAGCGAUCAAUCCGGUGAUUCGUCAAGAAGAGACACCAGAUUUGACUGGUGUUUAUCUAAAACCAACUGAUGAAGAAAUUUCUUAA